UUUCAGCCAUCCCAAUCCACUACUCCUCCAUUUAUAAUUAUAUACCCCUCCCACCAUUUUUUUUACUCAUCUACUAUCAUUCACAUCACAGUAGGGAUGAGCAAUUUCACUUCUCUGUUUUUCUUUAUCUCUCAACAAAUCCUACAUGUAUAUAUAUAGUAUAUACUGCUCAUAAUAAAACAGUAAAAAUUUUGUUGCUCUUCUUUACAGUAACGCUUUUUUUGAAUACCCCAGAUCGUAAUUCGUCUUGAAUAUAUAAUUGAAUUUUAAUAUUUGGGUGAAUGGGGAUUGAGAAAAAUGUAAGUGAUAGGAAAGAUAAAAGGGAGUACAGUAACUCGAAGAAGAGGCGUCGGAGUCGGAGGCGAAGGGAAGUGUCAAAGGUUCAGAAACUGUAUGAAACUUGCAAACAAGUUUUUGCUAAUUGCGGACCCGGCGUUGUGCCCUCCCCGCAAAAUGUUGAACGUCUCAAAGCAGUUUUGGAUAACAUGACUGAAGCAGAUGUUGGCUUGACAACGAAUAUGCCAUAUUUCAAGUCUACAGUAUCUGAAAGACCUCCUAAAAUAAUGUACCUGCAUCUCCAUGAAUGUGACAAAUUCUCGAUUGGUAUCUUUUGCUUGCCGCCAUCAGCAGUCAUUCCUCUUCAUAACCAUCCUGGAAUGACAGUUUUCAGCAAGCUUCUCUUUGGUAAAAUGCACAUCAAAUCUUAUGAUUGGGCGGAUAAUCUCCUUCCUGAUCAAUCAACUCCAAAUGCCAAUAUAUCUGACAAUGAUGUAGGUGAUUGGACUGGACUACGUCUUGCAAAGUUGAAGGUGAAUUCCGAGUUUAGAGCUCCUUGUAAGACAUCAAUCCUCUAUCCAGCUGAUGGAGGUAAUAUGCACUGCUUCACAGCACGAACGGCUUGCGCCGUACUUGAUGUGCUUGGCCCACCUUAUUGUGAUCCUAAAGGUCGCCAUUGUCAAUACUACUAUGACUUCCCAUUUCCCAAUUUCUCAGUACAGUGGAUGGCUUGUCAGUGCCUGAGGAACAACAAAAUGAAUAUGCGUGGCUCAAAGAGAGGGAGAAACCUGAGGACUUAACUGUAGAUGGAGCAUUGUACAGUGGACCAGAUUUAAUACUAGUAAAGUGAAGGAAUUCCUUGAAGUUCACAAUUGAAACAGAAAAAAAACUUUUCUCUACCCCCACCCUCUCUUUCCUUUUUUCUUUUGGGUACUCCUUGUUUUUUUAAGCUCUAUUCAGUGUUGAAUAGUCAAAAGGGACAAAACUAGGAGCGAGGGUUUUUUUCUCUUUCUUCCUGCUACAGUUCAUGUACAUAAUCAGAUCAUAACAAGAAAGGAUGGAUGCGCUGAGAAGUAAUGUUAUGCAUACGUCUGCAUAAGGAUCGGAUAACAUUAGGUCUAAUGUAGCCUUAUGUUGGGUUGUAUUUGUAGCACUAUGUAGCUUUACAUUGCAUUUUUAUAUGCGCCAAUUUUACGACUUAAAUUCACGACUUUUUGGUCGGCGU
This is a messenger RNA of Nicotiana tabacum (common tobacco), 1501 nucleotides long. RefSeq names its product plant cysteine oxidase 2-like. The record is from RefSeq and is a predicted model, not a curated record. NCBI's taxonomy places the organism in Eukaryota, Viridiplantae, Streptophyta, Magnoliopsida, Solanales, Solanaceae. Gene Ontology annotation, molecular function: oxidoreductase activity, acting on single donors with incorporation of molecular oxygen, incorporation of two atoms of oxygen.